Moneuplotes crassus is the source of this 339-nucleotide messenger RNA. The record is from the annotation of a GenBank genome assembly. NCBI's taxonomy places the organism in Eukaryota, Ciliophora, Spirotrichea, Euplotida, Euplotidae.
CACCCAAGAUUUAGAUAUAGCUUUGUCUUUGUUGUUUGGAUAGAUGCAAGAUGAACAGUUCUUCAAGACUUUAAAUUCUUUCAAGCGCUUGGCUUUAUUUAUUAGUUUCAUUUUCUCAAUUUGUGAAACAAGUCUUGGUGUUGGAAGUAUAAUAUCAAUUUCAUCAUUUUCAUUGGCUUUAGGAAAGAUCGUACUAAAACAAUCAAAUUUAUCUUUGUAAUAUAAUUCUCUUGCAUUUUGAGGUGACCUUUGUCAACCAAAAGAAUGUUUUAGUUAUUGUGCCAUUCAUAGACACUAUUCUUUAAUGGAGACUCUCUGCAUUGAUCAGAGACAACUCAU